CUAGUGUUUGGGUCGCCGCGGUGUAAUCGGUUCAUGAAUUGAUAUCUGUCAGCUGUGCGGAGGGAGGGCUACCAAACUGUCAGAUGGUGUAUAGCAAAGCACAGCGGUAGCAAGAAUAAUUUUAACAAAUAUGUGUUUUUAUUUCCUAUUUCACACGCAUAGGUAAUCGCCGCGCCUAGCUCUAGCUUUAAGACAACAUCGAUCGGUAACCGGAGUGUGUCGGAGCGCACAAUGGGCUCCAGAGACAGGGACACAAAGUCCCUUCACGACAAAUUGAAAGUGUUCUUCAAGAAGGGUGCAACGGCGCCCUUGGCAGCGGCCAACGAGCUGGUAGUGGGCGCGGAGCUGGCGCGCGAUUUGGGUCCGGAAUCGCCGCUGCACCGCCGUCUGCGCGCUAUCAAGGAGGUCGGCGAGAAGGUGCUGCAUAUUCGAGUUCAAGAUGGUGGAGUAGAAAAAAUAUGGUCGUGCAUAAGAGACCUGCUAGAAGACCCAAACAGCGAGGGACGCCAUGCAGCCCUAGGGCUUCUGCGCUGCAUUGCAGAGGGCCAGACAGACCUGCUUAUCAUGCGCACCAUACUCUUCCAAUACCUACAAAGAACUCAUAGCACACACCCUCCUGAAGAUUACCAACUGCGCUUCAAACUACUUUAUGCAUUGACCAAUACUGGAAAGGACAUAAAGUGUUUUGAAGAACUGAUAGGUCCGUUUCUGCUGGAGUGGUUGCCACAGCUGCAGGCGGCGCCGCACAUCGUGGAGUUCGUCAACCUCAUCAUCAACAUCGUGAAGUUCAACGCCGCCUACUUGGACGAAGACAUCGUGCACGGGAUCGUGAACAACGCGUGCCACCUGUGCGUGUACUCGGCGGACGCGGGCGCGGUGCAGGGCUGCCUGGCGCUGCUGGAGGCCGUGGUGUCGUACUCGCUGCUGCCGCGGGCCGCGCUGCCCACGUUCGUGGCGGCGCUGUGCAGGACCGUCAUCGUGGAGGCCUACUGCCAGAACAGCUGGAAGCUGAUGCGCUGCGUGGUGGGCGCCGACCUGGGGCACGCGGCGCUGCAGCAGAUGGUGGAGUUGCUGCGCGCGGCGGGCGGCGACGACGAGGGCGCGGGGCUGGCGCGCGGCGCCGUGUUCUACAUCAACAUGGCGCUGUGGGGCCCGCGCCGCGUGCACACGCUGCACGUGUCCUACCUCGCCGUGCUGCCCGCCUUCCUCAAGGCGCUGGCGGGGCGGCACCAGGUGGUGGCGUACGAGGUGGUGCUGGCGCUGGAGAGCCUGGUGGCGCGCGUGGCGCACGAGCUGCACGAGGUCACGUGGGACCUGCUGCUGGACAUCGUGCGCGCCGUGCUGCAGCUGGACAAGUCGCUGGAGCCGCCCAACGAGCUGAUCCACAGCCGCGUGCACGCGCUCAUCACGGCCAUCGAGCAGCUGCACGACGCGGGCCAGUACCGCGGCGACCCCGAAGCGCUGCUCGACCUCGUGGACUCGUGCGGCCACGACCGCCCCGAGGCGUCGGCCAUGCGGCUGGUGUCGGCGCGGCUGGCGGCGCCGGGCGCGGCGGGCGCGGCGCUGCGCGUGGCGGAGCGCUACGUGCGCCUAGAGCCGCGCCGCGCCGUGCGCCUGCACGCGCUGGCGGCGCUGCUGGCGCACGCGCGCCGCCACCGCGCGCACGACGAGCUGGCCGAGCGCGCGGGCGCCGCGCUGGCCGCCGCCGCCGCCGACGCGGACGCGGCCGUGCGCGCCGGCGCCGCGCGCGCGCUCGCCGAGCUGGCCAAGCACUGCUCCUCCGACGUCUGCGUCGACCUCAUCGACCAGCUGGAGAAGAUCUUGAACCGGCCGUUCGAGGUGUACGCGGCGGACGCGGCGGACGCGGCCGUGCCGGGCGACGCGGACACGGGCGACGUGCGCCACGCGGCCGCCGGCCUGCUGGACGUGCUGCGCGAGCGCCUGCCGCGCGCGCCCGCCGCGCCCGCCGCGCGCGCGCUGCUGGCGCUGCUCGCGCACCUGGAGCGCCACUACCGCCGCCCCGCGCUGCUGCGCGCGCACCCCGCCGUGCGCCGCCCGCUGCUCGACGUGCUGCUCGGCCUGCGCGCCGACGCGCUGCUCGGCGUGGGGCUGGGCGCCGCGCGCUCGCCCUGGCUGCUGGCCGAGCCGCCCGCGCCGCGCGGCGCCGCGCCCGCCGCGCCCGCGCUGCCGCCCGGCGCCUGCCUGCUGCCCGCGGGCCGCGCGGCGCGCGCGCUGGCGGCGGCGCUGGCGGCCGAGGCGGACUGGCCCGUGCUGGCGCACGUGCUGCGCGCGCUGGCGCCGCUGCUGCACGCGCGCGCGCUGGGCGUGGCGCGCCGCGCGCCGGACCUGGACCUGCUGGCCGGCGCGCUGUGCGGCGUGGCGGAGCGCGGCCGCGGCGUGCCCGUGUCCGAGCUGCACGCGGCCGCGCUGCCCGCGCUGGCGGCGCUGGCCUCGUACCACGCCUUCCUGGAGCCGCAGACGCAGCAGCGCAUCGUGCGCUGCCUGCUCAAGUACGGCAUGGUGCUCCGGUCCCCGCAGCCCUACAUCAACGCGCUGACGAUAUUCACGCUCGAGACGCGCGAUACCAUGGUGAAGAUGCUUCCCGAGGUGCUGCUCGAUCUAUCCAAGAUCUCCGACACCAAGGCCAUCGCCAGCCCGAUGCUGGAAUUCCUCUCGACGUUAACGCGCCUCCCGCGAGUGUUCGCGUCUUUCGUCGAGGACCAGUACAUGUCCGUGUUUGCGAUCCUGCUGCCCUACACCAACCCGUCGCGCUACAACCACUACGUGGUGUCGCUGGCGCACCACGUCAUCGCGGCCUGGUUCCUCAAGUGCCGGCUCUCGUACCGCAGGAACUUCGUGCGCUUCAUCAUACACGGCCUGCACAACUACAUAAUCAUGCCGUUCGAGGAGCAGCAGGCGUACAAGAGCAACAACUACCCCGCGGGCCAGGGCGCCGUCAACGAGGACUCCUCCAACCGACAGCGCAGCUCGAGUCUCGGCUCGCGCGCGGUGUCGCGCGCGCCGCUGUCGGGCUCGCGCGGGGCGCCCGCCGCCUUCCACGUGGAGCUGACGGAGACGUGCGUGGACCUGCUGGCGCGCUACGCCUUCACCCCCUGCAGCGUCAAGCCACAGAGGAGCGACACGGCGGAGUUCCUGUUCAACGGCGGCCAGUCCACCACGUGGCUGGUGGGCCACAAGCUGCUCACCAUCACCACGUCGGGCUGCCUGCAGACCUCCAUCAAGCAGGGCUUGUGCGAAAGGUGCGCCACGCUGUGCCGCCAGCACGCGGAGAGCGCCGCCAGCCCGGGGCCCGCGCCCGCGCCGCCGCCCAGCGACGCGUCCGAUGCGCCCGCGCCCACGCUGCAGGUGAACGACGCCGCGGAGGCGCCCGGCAACCACCUGCAGGUGCACGGCAACUCCAACCACGCGCCCGAAGUCAAACGCUACAGCAAGUACUCGCUGCAGCACAGCCGCUCCACGGAGACCUCCUGCUCCUCCCUCUCCAUCUCCGAGCUGCAGCCGCCCUCCAGCGGACACACCACCAGGCAAAACUCUGCGGAAAACAACAAGUCAACGGACCCUAUUAUAGAUGCUCUUAAUCAAUUUACGCAACGCUUUGAGAAGAUGUCCAAAGAAGUGGAACACGACGGCGCGGCGUGGGCGCGCGUGGGCGAGCCGGCGGCGGGCGGCGCGUGUCCGUGCUGGUGCGCGCGCUGGGCCGAGCUGCACGUGCGCUCGCCCACCGGCGACGUGUCCUGGCUGCUGCGCAUGCAGAACCACAUGAGCGAGUCGCAGCUGCAGGAGUGGCCGCUGCAGGACGUGCUGGCGCUGCUGUCGCCGCCGCUCGGCGCGGACCUGUCCGGCGGCGCCGGCGACUCGCGCGCCGACCCGACCUCGGAGGGCUCGCCGCGCAUGUCUCGCUCGGCCUCGCAGCGCUCGCACGCGCCGGACUUGCACAAAUCCAGCUCCGACUCGGUGGUGGGCAGCGACAAGAAGGCGUCGCAGGCGGCGCGCCUGGGCACGCAGCCCAUCAACAUCCCCGGCUCGCCGCAGCGCCAGAGCUCGUCCAGCACCACGGACGACGACGACAUGCUGCUCAUCGUGCCCGAGGGCAAGUCGCGGCACCCCGUGCGCCGCUCCAACUCGUCGCCCGAGAUGUCGUCGUCGUGGAAGGGCGCGGCGCGCGAGGCGGCGCCCGACGGCGAGCUGUCGGCGGACGCGGACGACCUGAUCCUGCUGCCCAGCUGCGAGCCCACGAGCGCGCCCAUGGCGCUGCACGCGUCCAAGAAGGCCAACAAGAAGAGCGACAUGCGCGUGUCGUGCGAGGCCAUCCCCGAGGAGAUGUGCGGCACCAGCCCGCAGCCCGCGCCGCCGCACCCGCACCUCAUGACCUACAAGUCCGACCCCGGCACGUCGGGAGCUGAGAGCGAGAGUGAGACGAACGCGGAAAGCAACAACCCCUCAGCCAUCAGCGCUCACCAUCAGUUGCAGAAGAGUCCGUCCCCGCAGACGAGCAGCGACAGCCGCGUGGUGCUGGCGCCGGGCGCGGCGCGCGACGAGCUGCCGCCGCUGGCGCGCUCCAAGCGCUCCAACACCAUCUCCGUCAUGAGCCCCACGCGCCGCAGGCUUCCCCCAAGGGAGCUGCGCGGCGCGGGCGCGGCGCCGGCGGGCGGCGUGUCGCCGUCCUUCGUGUUCCUGCAGCUGUACCACAACAUGAGCACGUUCCCCAUCUCGCCGUCCGUGCCAGGCGAGGCGCCGGCGCCGCCCAGCGCGCUGAGCGAGCGGCCGCUCAAGGUGUCGGGCGAGCACCACGAGCGCACCAUCAAGAACCUCGACCUGGUGCCGCCCGUCGAGACCUACAAGGUGGGAGUCCUGUACGUGGGCCCGGGGCAGCAAGACGACGAAGUCGCUAUUUUAAAAAACGAGUACGGCAGCGUUAGGUACAUGGAUUUCUUGAGGUUAUUAGGAACGCUGGUGCCCUUAGAAGGUGCGGAGGAGCCCAACCUUUUCCUUAACCUAGAAAAGGGUGGCAAAGAUGGCCGGUACACGUACGUGUGGAACGACGACAUCAUGCAGGUGCUGUUCCACGUGGCCACGGCCAUGCCCAGCUCGGCGCGCGACCCGCACUGCAACGAGAAGCGCAAGUACAUCGGCAACGACUUCGUGUCCAUCGUGUACAACGACUCCGGCCACGACUUCAACAUCCUCACCAUCAAGGGCCACUUCAACCUGUGCAUCGUGGUGGUGGAGCCGCUGGAGCACGGCAUGAACCGCAUCACGCUCAAGAGCAAGGACGAGCGCCUGCGCAGCAAGUUCCUGGCGCACGUGGAGCCGCACUGCGUGUCCGACCCCAGCGCGCCGCUGCUGGCGCGCCAACACGCGCUGCACGCCGCGCUGGCGUCGCAGAUCUCGCUCUCGCUGAAGCCGGGCAGCGAGGCGUACGCGUCCAACUCGCUGGAGCGCCUGCGCCUCAUCAAGCGCCUGCGCGCGCGCGCCGAGGCGGAGCGCCAGGCCGCCGCCGCGCGCGCGCCCGCGCCCUACGCCGCCGCGCCCGAGCGCCGCCGCCGCGUCGCCAUCGACGACUUCAACGACUACACCUAGGCGCCCGCCGGCUCGGGCCCGGGGACGACUGGCCGCGACGCCGCGACGACGCGUAGCGGAUUCUUGGAUACGAACUUGAUGCACAUACGAAACGAACUUUUUUAUUUGCACAUUUAUAUGUCAUCUUCCCCAUGUUUGUUUUCUCGUGGCUUCACGUAGCCUAGGUUGAAGGACGUUCGUUACGAUGUUCUAUUCCCCUCUAGAGAACAGACCCUCUCGAGUUGAUCUACCAGAAGCCCAUCGAUCUCUCCUGCAAUUCACUCCGGAAGUGAUGAUGACCGUUAUGCCUAAUCUGCUAUACUCCGCAAAAAGCAGGACAGUCUGUACGGUUGUUCAUUCUAAAGUCCUCGGGAUGCUCCGGUAUCCAAUCGAAACGUGCGUAUUGCGGUAGAUCUGUCUGGUGUGGAGUCCAUAGAUUUAUAAAUAACACCGUACACAUUCUCCUCUGUUUCGCUGAGUGUAGCAAAUUAAGUCUAAUGCUCAUUGCAUAGGUACUUUAAACUGAGUACGCUUUCGUAGGCAUUGCUAAUUCCAACCCAGUGUUUGCCUGCGGGUCACCGUGUCAAAUUGAAGUUCUUCAAAUCCAAAAUAUCCAAAGCUCUGCAGCUAUGGUAUAUAUAACAUGAGGUUCUAUUUUAGGUGCGAUCAAACUAAAUAGAAAGUCAUUACUCUCCAUAUUUUUGAAAAAUAAGCCUUUAUAAACUCAGUAAUUUUUCACCUCAAGAAACCGCCAAAAGUUCUGGAUUUGAAUUUUAUUGGCAGCGGUCAACAUCAUAAAGUUCAAAACUUGUUAUUUUACUACUGAAAAGCUUUCAUGAUUUAUGAUGAUGAGCUUUGUUUUAUGAGCAAUUUAAUAAUUUCAGUAUAAAAAGUUAAUAACACACACACAGUAUAAAUCUAGUCAAGAGAUAUGUUGUAUUUGUUGAAUAUAUUUAGAAAAAAAUGUUGUCUACCCUCAAUGGGCUUAGUAACUGAACUGCGAUUCUCAAAUCGCCUUCAUACGCGAACUCAGUGAAAACUCGCCAUUCGUAAAUACCAGACACCAUUCGUGUUGAGUUAAAUCAAAUCUUAGGUCACUCAAUCAUCUGAUCGCUUCUACUCGAGUUCGGGACUAAUGCAAUCUUCUUUCAGCGAGGUUACCAGAGUUAUCAGAGUUCCAAGUGUGUGAUUUUCUACCUACGUUUAGUUAUUUUUUUACGUGGAGGUUAAAACGAUUUAAAUGGUAUCGAAGGAGCGCCAUCUAGUCUCAAUACUGGGAAACUGUACUGUCACUAGCUAGCGAUCUUUCGAUACCAUGUUAUAAAUCUUAGCUAACUUCGAUCGAAUAAGUAAACGUAGGCAGAAACUCAACACUUGACACUAUGGUAACCCUGCUGAAGACCCUAACAACACGCACUGCAAAUGCAAUAGAUCGCCUCCCAAUUGGGCUCUCAAAUAGAGCUAGUUAAAGCGAUACGACUUUCAUUUCAACUGCUGUCACGUUGUUCCAGCAAGCUAUUGUAAGUGUAUCUAUUAGCAAAUGUGUAAUGGAAGGAACUCUGCGUGUGGUAAUGCAAUAUUUUUAUUUUGCAAUGUUAAUAAUGGUUCAAAUCAUAUAACUUAUUAAAUUUCGCAAUAAGAAGUUUGUAUAUCAACGAUCACACAAAAGGAAUCUGAACGAUGGAUGCCUGUGCCAGGACACAAAUAUAUCACGUAUAACAUGAUACAGAAAUAAGAAUACGUUAUAUUUAUCACGCACAGUGAGAGUUAAAUUGCUUCUGUGAUUAAGUUUUCAAGUUACCAACCUUAACUUAAAAACUUAAAUUAUCACAGGCACUGAAUCUGCAUAUAACAUGGAAUGCGUCGCCCUAAGCGGAGCGGAGCGCAGUCAUGCGAACUAUUCCAAUAAUCUCAUAGGUCUAUUCGUGGACGUCCUUUUAAACACGAAACGAAACGCACUGCUAUUAUUGAAAUAACUUCAAAAAUGACUACUUGACCCAAUGAUGUAUUUCAACCGAGCGGAGCGAAGGCGGGUCGUACAUGAUAUCUUAAACUCGUAACUACUUUUAAAGCGUACAUUUAAUUUUUUGGUAUCAAAUGAUCCCUAGUAUUAAAGCAGCCCGCAGUCUUUAAUUCAAGAAGACCUCACAGUCUGGAUCAGAAUAAGUUUGUGUUAGAAACAUAUUUUUGCCGUAUAUCGUAGUCGUAAUAUUGUUUUCUGCGUAAACACAGUGCUUGUGUAUAUAAGCUUGAAUAAGUCAGUUCGUGCUCGUCUUCGCUCCGCUUUAGAGUACCUCGUCAGACGACACCCGUGUUAGAAUAGGCUAGUUGAAAGUUGUUCUAGCGAUACACUCCACUCGCUAUUCUAUUGAGAAAAGACACGAAAACUUAAAAAUUUUUGUAUUUUCCAUCUGAUAAUUAAUGGCCUUACUGAAUCCAACCGCUCCGCCGUCGUUUGAGCCUACGUAUCUUCUCUAUUCUGUAUUAUAGUCUUGCCCCUAGUAAGUUUUCAAGUGAACUAACGCAACUUUAAAAUUGGCGUAAAUCUAGGGUAUGGUAUGGACGACCGAACUUUAGCAUAUGGUCACUGCAAUGACAUGUUAGCUAAAUUCUAAACCCACAAUAGUAUAGAUAUUUGUAGUGUUAAAAUUAUAAAUUAGAUUGCCAACGAAAGCGUGUCACUUGUCGUUUAAUUAACUGUAAGCUUGAAAACAAGAAUCGCGUUCACUCAAAAACUUCAUCCUGUUAACUGUUGUAUUGUAUGACAGGUUGCGAACCGAUCGUCUCCACUCUUCAGCGGCAGUUGUACAACGUCGUAAGUUUUUAUCGAGAGGACAGUCCACCGGUUGGCAACUGCAAAAAGUUACGCGAUACGGUGGCUGAGCGGUGCCGCUUCAGUGAUCACAAUAAUAUAUAAUAAGAUAAUAUAGUUAAGCGACACAAAACUAUGUUUUACAUGAUCCACUUGUAAUAUUUUCUACCUUUUGUGAGAUGUGAUAAUAGUGUAGCAAUUAAACAAAUAAUGGUAUCUAAACUUAACAUGGUAAUAUAAUAUACACAGCGGGAAAAUUUUCUACUAUGCUUCGCUUACAAGAUAAGGUUGUCACGUGUAUGUUUUUGAUGUUCAGUCGUUGCGAGGAGCGGCUCUAGUGAGUAAGAGUGGUUCUACUACCGCCGGGCGACCCACUUGGGCUUGAAAAAUAUAUAGAACUCUCACAGCUCCGCCCGCGGCUAAUAUGACUCUGGGGUUUAGGAUGUAUUGAACUCUUAAACCAAGUAGAUAACUUUUGCUAAAACUGAUGCCAUCCUUUUCCGCAGGAAGCAUUGGUAGGUACUUCUUGAGCGCAAACCGUUCGUUAAAUUGAUAUUGGGCGAUCCGAUAUUGGGCUAAAAACCUGGAUAUUUGGAAACGUUUCUCAAUUUAUAGCUCAUACACCGAGUGAUGCAUUAAAGCAGCGCCCUCGCCGACGCAGUAUGUAGAUAGACUCGACCAAGUGAUCUGGAGCUUGUAUUGCACUGGCAACUAAUUACGUUAAUGAAGUGAAUGUUAUAUGGAGUUAUAGUUUACGGUUAAUUCAUGUUUUCUAUUAUGUCGGAGUUGUCUGUGGCUUGUUGGUAAGGCUGGGCGAAUGCCCGGCGGCACAGCGUAAUGCGUCCAUUCUGCCGCUUUAGUACAGAACCGGCAAUGCCGGGAGUCUCGCAGAAAUAACGCGUCAUCCCUUAUUUGUGCAGAGUCGAGUUUACAAGUACCACAGCUCGGUGCGAGAUCACUGGCGAUGUUCGUCUUAGGGCAAAACGCGCACCUUUAAGCCAUCUCCAAUCAUAACACUUGUGACGUCACAAUUCACACUUAAAUGUGACGUCACAACGCGCGUGCCGGCAUUCGCCUAGCCUUGUUAUAAUAAUUGUGUAUAAGUUCGGAUGUUUGUUAGCGGCCCAUCCGGCCGGGGCGUGCGCACACACCGCGUAUCGCGCAGUCAGGAGCGUGUCACGAGCGGGCGCGGCUGCCCCGCGCCCGCUCAGGCCGCGCCACAUCCCUCCGGUUGAGGCAUUUCGUGUUAAAAUAUUAUAUGUAGCAAUUUAUUUCCUGACGAAAGAUUUUGUAAUCGAAUAAAUGAUGGCUAUUUU
Messenger RNA from Pararge aegeria (speckled wood butterfly), 9708 nucleotides. It is a transcript of the gene gig, whose product is annotated as tuberin. The transcript is spliced from 34 exons. Gene Ontology annotation, cellular component: nucleus; TSC1-TSC2 complex; cytoplasm. Lineage: Eukaryota; Metazoa; Arthropoda; Insecta; Lepidoptera; Nymphalidae. Bases 232 to 5601 code for a protein of 1789 amino acids. Gene Ontology annotation, molecular function: GTPase activator activity. Gene Ontology annotation, biological process: regulation of cell cycle; positive regulation of GTPase activity; negative regulation of TOR signaling. The record is from RefSeq and is a predicted model, not a curated record.